AUGGAAUCCAUGUUCAAUAAGAUAAGUGAAAAUUCUAACAGUUCUCAGUUAAAUAAAAUAUCUGGUAUUGUGAAGUCGUCAGUUGGACAAAAAUUUAAGAGAAAAAGCAAUGAGGAACAAUUUAAAAUUAAUGAAAGUAUUUCAUUAAAGUUAGAUGAAGCAUCUGAAUCCAACAAUUUGCAAGAGGCACGCUCAAAAAUCGCGGAAGCGAAGACCAUGAUAACACACAGACAAAAGCUGAUAAGAUUGGCCGAUUCGUCCGAGCUAGGAUGGAAACUCGUAAAUGAAUAUGAGUCAAACCCUCUAGCCAGUGAUUCGGACGACGAAAAGCGUAUAUACAAAGCAGAGGCACGGGCCAACCGUAAAGCUAGAGCGGAAAAGGUUAAGAGACGAUCCCAGUUUAGGACAGCACCUUAUCGUAGGAUCGAGCCUAGCAGAAUUGAUCAAAGCCCACGACAGCAAAACCAAAGUCAGCAAAAUUCAAGACGUUUGCCAGGGUUAUGUUUUGCUUGCGGAAAACCAGGUCAUUGGAAGGGAUCACAAGAAUGCCCAAUGACCAAUACUAACAAUAAGAUAAGUACUUAUUUUUGCAAUAAGAUUUGUAAGCAAAGUUCGGAAAACUUUUCAGGUGUCACCAAAGGUUUAGAGCAAGAAACAAAAGGUGAGAAUCUUUCGAAAAAUAAGUUUGAUAAUAAGUCAGAAGACUUUCAGAAUUCCGGAAAUGAAAGAGAUCAAAAACAGGUAAAAUCACCAGUAGGUAGGCUGAAAGAAUGUUUUACCGAAUGGGAAAGCGCAACUAGCAGUCUUUUUAUCAAAAAUAUAUUGUAA
Mercenaria mercenaria is the source of this 828-nucleotide messenger RNA. RefSeq lists its product as uncharacterized. Bases 1 to 828 code for a protein of 275 amino acids. Gene Ontology annotation, molecular function: nucleic acid binding; zinc ion binding. The transcript is spliced from 2 exons. Lineage: Eukaryota; Metazoa; Mollusca; Bivalvia; Venerida; Veneridae. The record is from RefSeq and is a predicted model, not a curated record.